Ascochyta rabiei is the source of this 456-nucleotide messenger RNA. RefSeq lists its product as uncharacterized. Lineage: Eukaryota; Fungi; Ascomycota; Dothideomycetes; Pleosporales; Didymellaceae. Bases 1 to 456 code for a protein of 151 amino acids. The record is from RefSeq and is a predicted model, not a curated record. The transcript has 3 exons.
AUGCCUGCCAUCCCCACCUCCACCUCCGUCAGCGAGUCUGCCGUCAUCGACGCGCCCUUCAGCGAUGUCUGGCACCUGAUCAAGCUCCAGGACUUCAGCAAGUUCUGGUCGAAGCUCGAGAAGAGCGAGUUCGUCAAGGGUGCUUCCCCCGAGACCGACGUCGUUCAGUGGACGUUCAAGGAUGGUCAGACCCUCGAGGUCAAGCAGGAGGAGCACUCCAGCAUCGACCACUUCAUCACCUAUUCCGUCAUCUCUGCUAAGCCCGAGCUGAGCUACACCUCGGUCGUCUCCACCAUCCGCGCAUACCCCGUUACCUCCGGCAAGCACGAGGGCCAGACCUUCAUCACCUGGACUGGCAACUUCUCGUCCGACGCUGACGCGAGUGUCAUCCAGGACGCCAAGUUCAAGCGCCGCGAGGCCCUCGAGGACCUUGCCAAGGCCGCAUCGAAGAAAUAG